AUGAUGCACCGGCCACACGGGGAUAGGGAGUACUCGGACGGCCGCCGAGCCGAUCACUCCAGGGAACAAUCCGAGGAGGGCCAUGGAAGGAGGCGAUCCCGCUCACCGGACCGCAAGAGGCGCAGAGUGACAGACGAGCGGCGGCGGAGCGCGUCGCCAGACACGGACGCGAGGGACUCUCGACAUCAUCGCCACCACCACCGCCGCCAUCACCACCACAGGCGCGGAAAGACACGGGACGACACCGGCAAUGCCGCAGAAGACGCGCAACUCCCCUUCUCGUCGCGUCGGCUGGGCAAGUCGGACCUCCAGACGUUCGAGCCGCUCUUCGUGUACUACCUCGCCGUGCAGAAGCAAAAGGAGGCCGAGGACAUGGACGAGCGCGAGUUCAAGGGCCGGUGGAAGAGUUUCGUGGGCAAGUGGAACAGGGGCGAGCUCGCCGAGGGGUGGUACGAUCCCGAUAUGUUUGCGCGGGUCGCGGCACUCGGCCCGGCGCGAGGUCCCGCCCCGGCCGGCGAGGACGAGCCCGCCCCGCAUGCUCGACGGAGAAGGUCUACGGAGGAGAUGGACGAUUAUGAGGCUGCUUCGAGACGGGCUGGAGGUGCCGGCAAUGUUGAUGACGACGAAGACGACGACUACGGCCCGAUAUUGCCUCAGGCGGACGCACGGCGUCCCGUCGGCGCGCAGAUCCCCUCGCUGCAGGACCUCUCGCUGCGCAACGAACUCAUCGAGGAGUCGAGGGCCGCCGACCGCGAGUCCCUCCGCGCAGAGCGCAAGGCCGACCGCGCGCUGCAAAAGGAGCGGCUCGAGGACCUGGCGCCGCGGGCGGAGGCGGGCACGCGCGAGCGGCGCCUCGAGAAGCGGCGCGAGGUCAACGACAAGAUGCGGCAGUUCCGGGACAAGAGCCCCGGGGGCGACGGCGGCGGCGACAACGAGCAGGAGGAGGUGAUGGGCGGCGGGGACUCUCUCGAGGAGUACAAGCGGGCCAAGGAGCGGGAGCAGAAGCGCAAGUCGGAGCGGCAGAUCAGGAGGGAGGAGAUGGAGCGGGCGCGCAGGGAGGAGAUGGAGGAGCGGAGGAGGGCGUGGCAGGAGAGGGAGGACGGGACGGUGAGCAUGCUGAAGGAGCUGGCGAGGCAGCGGUUUGGGUGA
This is a messenger RNA of Purpureocillium lilacinum, 1149 nucleotides long. RefSeq lists its product as uncharacterized. The record is from RefSeq and is a predicted model, not a curated record. NCBI's taxonomy places the organism in Eukaryota, Fungi, Ascomycota, Sordariomycetes, Hypocreales, Ophiocordycipitaceae.